GGUAGGGAGGCGCUCGCGCUUGUAUCGCCGCCACUGCCGGUGCUUGCGGUAACAGAAGAGGCCCAUGGCAAUGGCAAUAAGGAGCGCGAUGCCGCCAAAGACGCCGCCCGUAAUGAUGGUGGGUUGGAGCCCGUCUCGCUCAGUAGUGGCCCAGGAUGGGUUUCUUGUUGUCGCAUUGUCGAUCGCGGACGAAGUGUCCAUCGAGCAAGGUAGUGGAGGGAAUUCUCUCCAAACUGAAUGGUGUUCGGGGACUGACAUGUCAACGGUGCGGUGGUCAUCCUCUCGUCACACGUGUUGGGCGUCGGGUGGAGCGUCACGAGUGAAGUGUUUCCAUGAGCGAGCGUAACCGAGGGCGCGUCCUAAUGACCUCGCCAGACUGGUUCUCUUACACCUCCAUACCUCUACUGCUUCUCUGCUCCCUGCAUCUCUCGCCCUCUCUCGUCCUCCCCUCCCUCCUCGUCAUCGUCAUCGUCAUCAUCGUCGUCCUCCUCCCAUCCGCUACUCUCGUCCUCGGUUCUCCUGUCACUCUUGGGUGGCGCGAGAUGCCCGUGGUCCGGCUCGAACGGGAUAGGGGGCACGACCCACACGUGAGGCGAGCUAGGCGAUGUGAGGACGACGGUGGGGAGGUCGGCGCGCAUCCUGCGUCGGCGCCGGAACCUGAGCACGAGAAGAACGGCGAUAGUGAGGAUGGCGAGGGACCCGAGGACUGUGCCGGUGAUGAGGCCGAUGCGGACGCGGUGAGCGGCGCGGGCGGCCGCAAGCGAGAUGUGCGCGUCGGGGGGUCGCGAUGGCGAACGGCGCGCAGGCGUCAAGGGCAUGGUGUUAUGCGGAGAGAGGUGGUGUAGCUCAUGUAAUAUGGCGACUGGAGACGAGAGAGCUGGUAGAGACGGCCGCAAGCUACAUGUACCUCGGUUAGAGGGGCGUGUUUCGGCGGCCGCGUAGUGCUUAGUAGCCCCCUGUGCUCUCCUCGUGAGAAAGCUCUGAACUUCUGGUAUGGACUCUAUCGAGA
Molecule: messenger RNA, 1009 nt
Organism: Cutaneotrichosporon oleaginosum
Lineage: Eukaryota; Fungi; Basidiomycota; Tremellomycetes; Trichosporonales; Trichosporonaceae
Source: RefSeq, a predicted model, not a curated record